Molecule: messenger RNA, 1121 nt
Organism: Anastrepha obliqua
Lineage: Eukaryota; Metazoa; Arthropoda; Insecta; Diptera; Tephritidae
Product: long-chain-fatty-acid--CoA ligase 1-like
Exons: 5
Coding region: 314-691 (125 amino acids)
Biological process (GO): long-chain fatty acid metabolic process
Cellular component (GO): endoplasmic reticulum; membrane
Molecular function (GO): long-chain fatty acid-CoA ligase activity
Source: RefSeq, a predicted model, not a curated record
AAAAUGAAUCGCCUUUAAUUCUGUGAAAAUCUCCAAGCGAAAAGAAAAAGAGGUGCAUCAAAAGCAAUUCAAUUUCACAAAUUGCAUAUACUUGUACAUACAGAGAGUUGAUGUCAACAAAUCUUUUACAGCUUGUGGAUGUGCCGGAGAUGGAGUAUUUCGCCAGUCAAAACACUGGGGAGGUGUGCGUGCGCGGUUCUUACGUAUUCCACGGCGUCGCAGUUAUUACAAAGUUCCCGAGAAAACUGCUGAGGCUGUUGACUCUGAAGGCUAGCACCACACGGGCGAUGUGGGCACGUGGCUUCCAAAUGGCAUGAUGCGCAUAAUCGAUCGUCGCAAACACAUUUUCAAGCUAAGCCAGGGCGAAUAUAUUGUACCGGAGAAGAUUGAGAAUAUUUACACUCUGAGCCAAUAUGUAAAUCAGGUGUACGUUUACGGAGAGAGCCUUAAGAGCUGCAUCAUAGCCGUCGUCGUGCCUGAUGUGGAUGUUCUCAAGCAGUGGGCGAACGACAAUCGCGUCAAGGGCAUCAGGAGCGAUAUGCUGAAUUGGGGUAAGCAGAGCGGACUGAAAUCCUUCGAACAGGUCAAGGAUAUACCGGGUGCUUCAAAAAAAUGUAUACACACUUUGAACUUCCAUAGAAAAUUUCUUUACCGGUCUACAAAGUUAAAUUUCAGGAAAAUAGAAAGCUGAAAGUCCAAUGUAAAUGAAACAUAAAUAACAAAUGUUAAUACUGUUCAAAUUGGUGACCUGCAGCAUCAAUACAUUUUUGCUUACCUCAACACCAACAUGCAAAGCGAGGCGGCCACAAUUGAAGAAAACAGUGCGAGAAACCCCGUAGAGGAGUAAGAAGUAAAAUGCGAACAAUUUUAAACUUUAUGCGAAAAUAGAAAAAACAUGUAAUUGCUAUUUAUUUAAUUAGGCAGCAAUUUAAAUUUCUGUAAAAUAGAUAUUUUAAAUACCGGCAUAAAAGCAAACUAUUACCAUUUUAGCCAAAACUAUUCUUCAGGUACUAAAUACAAUUUUAUUAGAAAAGAGUAAUCAAAUGUAAAUAUUUACUAAUUUAUGUACAUAACAACUAAAACGUAAACUUUUCUUAUAACUAAACUAAUUAAUGUAUAUA